AUGGAAUCGCUGGGCAAGCCCACCAUUUCAGUCAGCCAGGGCACUGCCACAGAGCCUAGGGGAACGGUGACCUACUGUGACACCAGGAAUGUCAACAUUACCAACCACUGGGUCUCCAACCAUCUCCCCCGUUUCCAGGAGUGCUUGCUGCUGUCCCCAGAUGGCAAGACGCUCAGCAUCUUGGUGAACUCCAGGACUUACCAAUGUGAAGCCUGGGGUGUCCGUGAGGUCCAGAGCAGUGACCCCACCUUCCUGGUGCGAACCCUCAAAAUCAAGCUGGAGUCUGGGGUGCCCCGCGGAGAGGUGGUUGGGGUGGCAGAGGGCUCCGACGUGACCUCCUCGGUGGAGACACAGCCUCACCCACCCCCAGCCUAUUCCUGGUUUCUCCCCAAUGACUCCGUCCCGCCCCUCCCCACGGGAACAUUCACCAUCCAUGCUGUGUCCCGGGAGCACGGGGGCGUGUGUAAGGGCUUGGUGUCCAGCAGUGCCACCCACCUGUCCCGCCUGGCUGCUCUUAAAGCCCGAGUCCUUGGCGAGCCUCUUUCGCCUGUCCCUCUCCUUGGUUCCUGCGAGAGCCAGAGCUGCCUGGAGUCCGAGGACCCAGAGCGAAAGGCUGAGCAAGCCUCACGUGGUGUCCCUGACCUGAGCCCUGUGGAGAGCGCCAGCCCCAUGGCCCUGACCUGCCAGACCACCCACAUGGGGGCUGGAGUCCAGGGGUAACUGAGCGGCCAGCCCCUCCUGCCCAGCAAGCACCUGCUGCUGUCAGCUGACAAUAGGGUCCUGGUCACCCACGAUCUGUGGGACGACAUGGGGCCCUGUAAGUGUGAGGUCUGGACCUGGGGCAGCUUGGCCCCAAGUGACCCCCCCAGGGGCCACCACCAGGGGCCCGGAGUCCGGGUGGUCAGCCAUGUCAAGGCGGAGCUCACCUCCAGCCUGACCCUGCAGUGUCGGGCUGAGUCCCAGCCAGGCACUGGGGAUCGCUGGACCCCUGAACUCUCCACCAGUGUGUAUCUGGGGGAACUGAGCAUCAGGACCCUGACCUGGGGACACCAGGGGACCUACAACUGCAGGGCCCUCAACCCUCAGACCCUCCUGGCCUGCUCUGCCUGGGUCCUGGUCAGAGUGGAAGCAGCCACAGAAGAGACCCUGAACCGCUUUUCUCUGAAAGAAUUCAGAGCCAGGAUCCUUGAGGAGGGGAUGCGGUAG
Miniopterus natalensis is the source of this 1206-nucleotide messenger RNA. Lineage: Eukaryota; Metazoa; Chordata; Mammalia; Chiroptera; Miniopteridae. The record is from RefSeq and is a predicted model, not a curated record.